Molecule: messenger RNA, 1863 nt
Organism: Myripristis murdjan (pinecone soldierfish)
Lineage: Eukaryota; Metazoa; Chordata; Actinopteri; Holocentriformes; Holocentridae
Gene: cmbl
Product: carboxymethylenebutenolidase homolog (Pseudomonas)
Exons: 6
Coding region: 117-854 (245 amino acids)
Molecular function (GO): hydrolase activity
Source: RefSeq, a predicted model, not a curated record
CGCUUGCUUGCCUUCACAUUUCACAACUUUUGCUGCGGUUUCAGGAUCUCCGGCUGUCUUUAAUAGGCUUUCGAUUGCAUUCUCCUUCUUAUCGAAAGACGAGGAAACUAUUAAAGAUGGCCAAUGAAGCAAAGCCGUGUCCCUGUGAUAUCGGUGACAGGAUGGAGUACGGGGGGCUCGGCCAGGAAGUCCAGAUAGAGCACACCAAGGCUUAUGUCGUGAAGCCCUCCGCUGCAUCUGACAAGGCUAUCAUCGUCAUACAAGACAUCUAUGGGUGGCAGUUGCCCAACACCAGAUACAUGGCUGAUAUGCUUGCAGCCAAUGGAUACAUUGCUGUCUGUCCAGAUUUCUAUGUUGGGAAGGAGCCAUGGAGUCCAACACAUGACUGGUCCACAUUUCAGGAGUGGCUUGAAGACAAAAAGCCCACCAACAUCAACAAGGAGGUGGAUGCUGUGCUGAGGUUCCUGAAGGAAAAGUGUGGGGCCAAACGUAUUGGAGCAGUGGGCUUCUGCUGGGGAGGGGUGGCCACACACUACCUGGCCCUGCAGUAUCCAGAGGUCAAAGCUGGAGUCUCAGUCUAUGGGAUUGUCCGAGAGAAGGAGGACAGGUAUGAACUGAAAAGUCCAACGCUGUUCAUCUUUGGGGAAAAAGAUGAUGUUAUCCCACUGGAUCAGGUGAGCGUCCUCGAAGCCAAACUAAAGGAGAAGUGCACAGUUGACUAUCAGGUGAAGAUCUUCCCUGGUCAGACUCAUGGGUUUGUUCACCGCAAGAGGGAGGACAUCAACCCUGCAGACAAACCCAGCAUUCAGGAAGCCAGAACAGACAUGCUCAACUGGCUGAACAAAUACAUGUAGGUCAGCAGUAGGGGACCUAAUGACCUGCAGCAAUUGAACAACCUCUUGUGCCUUUUGCCAUAUUUGUAGACAUAAUUACCAGUCAAAAGUUUCUGAACAGCCUACAUUUUAGCAUUUCUGGUUAAAUGCCAAAUGUGCUCAGUGUAAAUACCUUUACGUUAGAAAAUAUAAGCAAGGAAUAGGUAUAAGUGAAGUAAGAAAUGUUUGUGGCUGGAGAGUUUAUUGCAAAUGACUUCAUCACUUUAAUGAGGCACCUGUAGUAGACCACAUAUUUGUUUCAUAAUUGAUUAUAGCUUGAGAUUUUGGUUUUGUCAGUUUUUUUCAAUCAUUGAACUGGUAAUGAAAUUAAUUCACACUAACAGCAAGUUAAGCACAGAGGAGGCAGUGUUGUGGUUUUGGGGUGUUUUGCUGGCUACAGUGAUAGUGACCUGCACCGAAUGACUGGAAUCCUGAACCAAAGGAGCUAACACAAUAUUCUUCAGUGGCGUGCCACACCCUGAGGUUUAAGACUUGCUGAGCAGCCUUUUGUGGUACAGCAGGAUAAUGACCCACAGUGAAUCGUAGGAGUAUUAUUCAGAGCGAUAAUUUGCUGGAGAGCUGGUGAUUGUUACCAACAACUGGAACACAAUGGAGCAAAGAGCUGACUACACCCACCACACUUUGAUUUUUCCCGCAGAUCUGGAUAAUGUCCUCGUACUUGGCAUACUUUCCUUGGACCUUUGGAUACAUGGGAAUCAGGCAUUGUAAUAGUAAUGAACUGUGAGAAUUAAAUUAUGGACCAAAACUUAAUUAGCACUUUUGCAUGGAUGCAGUAAUGUAUAUCUUAUCCAGUUGCAAACUGUGUGAUUGAAAGCUUUCAGUAACAUUUGUUAGUGUAUGAAUCCUGCUACAUUAUCAUUCGCGCAUACAUGAUUAACCAACUGGUUUUGUUUGACGUUCUCGAGUUUUGAAAUGCAUAAUCAAUACCCAAUGAAUAAACACCCACAGUGAACAAAAGAACAAGUGAACU